UACUAUCCAACAUCACCCAGGUGUGGCAGUCUGAGGGGGACUCUCCUCCUCUGGACUCUCUGAGCAACAAACUGUCACCAAACAGCUCCGAGCAGCUGCAGGUCUCUCAACGAGUGACAGAAGAACUCUUGGAUGAUGAUAGCCAGGUAUCCUGGGAUAUUGAGCUCUUGCUGGCUGAUUGGAGCAGCACAUCACCGGACCUCAAUCCUUCUAUGGACACCAAUGACCAACAGCUCCCACAGUUAAACACACAGUUAAAUCCAAACAAAGCAUAUCAUGAAGCAGCUUUGUUUAAGGACCAACCAGGACAGGACCAUCUGCAGGUGAACUGUGGCGGCCACAUGGCAGAGCUCCUCUCCCUUCCUGACACAACAGCGGUGGUACGCCCAGAGCUCUACCAACAUGGUUAUCACGACGACCAGACAGGGCUGACCUCAUUUCCCAGUGUUCCCAAUGCAGAUCAGUUUGGCUUCUCCCAAGGUGGCAGUGUGGAGAGGCACAGCAGAGGCAACCACACUGAAGUCUCUUCAUGUGACUUUAACCCUUACUAUCCCCGGCCCUCUAUGGUUACCUUUCAUGACAGUAGGUUCAUUUCACCACAAGCUGUGACCUCUGACCCCCGACACUACAGCUACGUGCCUCACUUUAACCACAAUGGCAACAUUUACUGUGACUAUGCCCACUGCCAGGCCACUGGUAAUUUGCCCCUUCACCAGCAGCCCAUGCUGAUCAGCCCACAGCUGCCCCCUGGUGGCAUGGAGGGGAAGCGAGGCCGAAGGCCUACAGGGAAAAAGAGGCCUGCCAUCCACAGCUGUGAAUACCCAGGCUGCAGUAAGACAUACACCAAGAGCUCACACCUCAAGGCUCACCUCCGUACACACACAGGAGAAAAGCCUUACCACUGUUCAUGGGAGGGCUGCAGCUGGAAAUUUGCCCGCUCAGAUGAGCUGACACGCCACUACCGCAAGCACACAGGCCAAAAGCCCUACCAGUGUCUGCUGUGCCAGAGGGCCUUCUCCCGCUCUGACCACCUGGCUCUGCACAUGAAGAGGCACAUAUGAUGACAAACACAUACAUGCAUACAAAACACUGCCAAUUACUCAGGAGAAUUAAAGGUAGAAGAUUAUGAUGACCUUGAUAUACUUUGAAGUUCAUAUUUAACUCUGGUUAAUAAUACAGACCUAAUCACAUAAGGCUAAAAUACUAAACUUAUCCUCUCACAGAAGGAUGCUUUGUGAGGACCAACACAUCCUUAAUGUAAUACCAGAUUUCUUUUGGCAGUAAGGACCACAGAGACAGACACUGUACACACUGUGUGCAUGUAGACAGCAGACUUAAACACUAAAAGACCUGUCAUUAAAUGUGAGUAAUAUGGGAAGCUAUACAAUACAAUAAUAAUCUAUUCUGUAUGAUCAUGUGGCACGCUGAACAAAGUCAUGUCUGCUUGGCAUCAGUGCUUAGGUGCAUCAAUGCUGAGGUGAUCUGAUAUCUCUGUCUUAUUACUCUGAGAACCUUGAGAAUGUUUAUUGUAAUAUAAACAACUUUAACUUUAUUUGUUAUUGUUUAAGCUUUUUAAUUUAUAGAAAACUGAGCUUUUGUGUCUGUCGUCAAGCAGAACUCAAAACUGUACAUACUCUUUGAUAAUAAAGCUUUUACAGUUAGCAUCUACA
This is a messenger RNA of Notolabrus celidotus (New Zealand spotty), 1670 nucleotides long. RefSeq names its product Kruppel-like factor 1 (erythroid) (gene klf1). Gene Ontology annotation, biological process: regulation of transcription by RNA polymerase II. Bases 213 to 1061 code for a protein of 282 amino acids. Gene Ontology annotation, molecular function: DNA-binding transcription factor activity, RNA polymerase II-specific; RNA polymerase II cis-regulatory region sequence-specific DNA binding. NCBI's taxonomy places the organism in Eukaryota, Metazoa, Chordata, Actinopteri, Labriformes, Labridae. The record is from RefSeq and is a predicted model, not a curated record. The transcript has 2 exons.